Musa acuminata AAA Group (dessert banana) is the source of this 2159-nucleotide messenger RNA. RefSeq lists its product as uncharacterized. Bases 1038 to 1721 code for a protein of 227 amino acids. The record is from RefSeq and is a predicted model, not a curated record. NCBI's taxonomy places the organism in Eukaryota, Viridiplantae, Streptophyta, Magnoliopsida, Zingiberales, Musaceae. The transcript has 2 exons.
GACAUAUUCGUAUGAAAUUGUCUCCUCUUGUACCUAGAAAGUAUAUUUUAGUUGUAGUUUAAGCCAUUGGUCUUUUGUCAAUGUUUUUUCCUUGAUCAAUUAAUUGUGACUCUAUCACAAUGUGUAAGGACUGAGUUAUGAACAAAAGAAGUAGCAAUUAUGAAGAAUUAUGAAGAUAGUGUUGACUGGAUAUUAGUGUUGUCUACCUGUGAUUAAUUUUAUCUGAAACUCCUGAUGGAUUCGAUUUGGCUUUAUUAGAUUAGGUUGAUCUGUGGUGGGUCUUCUCCAGGUAGAAUUGACUAGGCAUUUUUGGAGACAUUUAUCAUCAUUUACUGGAUUCAUUGAUGUCUAAAGGAGCUUUCAAAAAGAUGAUGAUGCUGCUCAGCUGGGUCAAGCAUAGUGAAUCAAACAUGUGGUGAUGUGCUCUGUUGCUUGUGCAUCAUGAACUAUUUUUUAAUGCAGGACUCGGAGAAGACCCUUGUCAAACUUCUAAUUCAUGUGAUUCUAUGUCAUCUUGCAAGACAUAUACAUGGUCUUUGGAAACAAGAGAUUAAAGAAUAUUUGGGAUGAAGGUGUGCUUUUUGACUUUAAUGGAUGUGAGAUACCUGAGACUUGUAGGAGUUUCUAUUUAAAUUCUCAUACAUCUUGCAGUCAACAUGAAAACAUGAUGGAAGGUAAGAAUCUUUAGAAUGUGGUGGACAGAAUACCAUGUACAUCUUAGUUCAUCCUUUUUCAAGGUGCCCCCUUAGUGCAUCACCACAAACAAGUGGAGGAAAGUUAAUUGGCAACCAUUGGCUCAGUUUGAUGCAUUUAUCCUGUUCAACUGGAGAAAAAUCUAUCAGAUGUACAGAAUGAUGAUAGUUUUGGGAAAUCAAUGGCUCAGUUUGUGAUAUAUAUUGCCGUUCUAUAAUUGUCUUGCUGCUCCACAAAAGAUAUGGGCAAAUGGUUUGUGCAAAUUAUGAUGGAUCAUUAUGGUGGUGCCACAUUACUCACUAAAAACUUCAAGCUGCGGCCAGUGACCCGUUGAAGCAGCCAACAUGGCAGAGGAGGAGGAGCAGCAGAAGAGGAAGAAACACAAACACAAGGAGAAGGAUCAGCAAAAGGGUCCCAAGAACAAGCCGGCAGCGGAUCAGCCCCACUUCAAGUCGAGCGCCGACGUCAAAGGCCUCCGCUUCGGCGGCCAGUUUGUGGUCAAGUCCUUCACCGUCCGGCAGGCGGCGCCGCUUGAGCUACUACAGCUUCUGGACCUCCCUCCUCCCUGCGUCGGCCAGUGCCAGGCCCUCUCUCUCCCUUCCACCCUUACCUACGUGCCCACCAACUUCACCAUCCUCGCCCACCACGCCUGGCACACUCUCACCCUCGGCCUCGGCACCGCCAAGUCCAAGGCGAUCAUCUUCGUCUUCGACUCCGAGAGCACGAAGGCGGCGGCGGGCCGGCUGUGGCCGCGCGUGAUCCCCCUGGGCGACGUCAACCGGAAGCUCAUCCGGGGGCUCGCCGGCUGCGAGAUGUCGCGGUUCAAGUUCCGGAAGGGAUGCCUCACGUUCUACGUCUACGCCGCGCGGCGGCAUGGCGCGGCCGGCUUUUCCUGCGCCGACGAUCUGCGGACAAUUCUCGAGGCCGUCGUGGCCCUCAAAGAUUUCCUGGACCACACCGCCGUGCUCGCCCUCCCCAGCCAUCGAAGCAUCACCCUCCCCGUCGACCAAGUCGCAGUGACACACUGAGUUCACUGUGUUCCAUUCAUUGUUCUCAUUACAGAAACCAGAAUCGUGGGUCUCUCUCAGAGGCAGAGAGAUCAGUAAGUAGACUGCAUCUACAAGCUUUCUUUUAAGCUUUCCAACUGUUGUAAUGGCAGCUGAGUUCCAAGGAGAAGAUGAGCAGUCAUCCAUGAAAUGUAGGUAAGAGAAGAUGGAUGCUUCAGGAGGCAAAGGAAGGUGGCCUUUCACUUUGCAGAGGUAAAAGAAGGGACAUGUCGUCCUGCAACUCUCACCCUAACCAAAAGGGACGACGACACCACUUGUUGCUUUACUCAUGCUCAAUGGACCCAAUCUACGCCUCCUUUUGGAAGUGACAACACGCAGUGGAUUCGUCAUUCAAGUGUUCCCCAGCGCCAUUCAAUGCAGCAUGAAGAUCUUGUCGACCCCAACAGGCAUCAAAAGCAU